GCUAAAUAGCCCACCCAUUUUCACCUACCUCAUCCCCACAGAUUUUAUUUAUUUACUUUUCUGCUCUUUUGCACACCAACAUCUCUACCUGUACAUGAUCAUCUGAUCAUUUAUCACUCCAGUGUUAAUCUGCAAUAUUGUAAUUAUUUGCCAACCUCCUCAUGCCUUUUGCACACAUUGUAUAUAGACUCCCCUUUUUUUCUACUGUUAUUGACUUGUUAAUUGUUUACUCCAUGUGUAACUCUGUGUUGUCUGUUCACACUGCUAUGCUUUAUCUUGGCCAGGUCGCAGUUGCAAAUGAGAACUUGUUCUCAAAUAGCCUACCUGGUUAAAUAAAGGUGAAAUAAAACAAAUAAAAAUAAAAUAGUUUCAAACAAGAUAUUUCAUGGCUAAUUGAGGUAAAAUAGUCAUUCUGAUCAUGCAGAUUCUGCAUGUAUGAACUACACAUUGACACAUCCAGCCCAAAGCGGGAGGAUUAAAAAAUACUUUUCUAUUCACAAACAUUUCCAGAGCAUGUCUUUAAGUUUUGGGAUAGGGUUCAAACAGAACAUGUUUAAAUGACUUCUGUGGUAUAAAUGACUUGCAUUAUGUUUGAUCAUUGAUAAUCAGUUCGAUAUAAAAAAAUAUGUAUUACAGUCAUGUGAAAACCCCCUGGAAAGUAGUAUUUCUAUUUGGACAGAUGAAUAUGUAACCUUCACUUCAACACUUGACGGAUAAAGGUACUUAUACUUUGCAAUAAUUUAACUUGCUGAUGUGUAGCACCCUGUUUUGUAGCACCCUGUUUUGUACAGUUCAGGAGAACUAAGAGAACUGAUAUUAUGCAGAAUAUGAUGGAGACCUCAAAUCUAGGAGGAAACUGACUACAAACCUUUCUCUCAGCCUCAUGGCAAAAUGUGUAGAAUAGCAUGUAAUUAGUUAAUGUGAUCAUGUGUUGAGUGAUUGAAUUUACCUGUGUUAUCCUGUUAUUGCAUUAGGGUGUGUAUUUACUCCAUGUUAGUGAGUUAGUGUAAUGUGUAUGAUGCCAGGGCUGUAGGUUUAAGUGUAAUUUUUAAACAGUAUACACUGAGUGUACAAAACAUUAAGAACACCUUUCUAAUAUUGAGUUGCAUCCCCCCCUUUUGCCAGCCUCAAUUCAUCUGGGCAUGGACUCUACAAGUUGUCGAAAGCAUUCCACAGGGAUCCUGGCCCAUGUUGACUCCAAUGCAGUUGUGUCAAGUUGGCUGGAUGUCCUUUGGGUGGUGGACCAUUCUUGAUGCAAAUGGGAAACAUUUGAGCGUUAAAGAAAACAGCAGCAUUGCAGUUCUUGACACAAGCCGGUGUGCCUGGCACCUACUACCAUAGCACGUUCAAAGGAAUUUAAAUGUUUUGUCUUGCCCAUUCACCCUCAAUGGCACACACACUAUCUAUGCCUCAAUUGUUUUAAGGCUUAAAAAUCCUUCUUUAAUCUGUCUUCUCCCCUUCAUCUACAGUGAUUUAAUGUGGAUUUAACAAGUGAACUCAGUAAGGGAUCAUAGCUUUUACCUGGGUUCACCUGAUCAGUCUAUGUCAUGUAAAGAGAAGAUGGUCUUAAUGUUUUGUACACACAGUGUAUAUAAGUAUAGGAGAAACAGGAGCUAAGAAUCACACAUGACCAGAGAAGCUCACCAUGAAAUGUCCCAAAUUCCAAACCAACACCUAGCUCCCACCCCUAGACACCUCUUAAUACCAACUGUGAGGAGUUCCCUUCUCUGAAGUCCCCUUCAAUACCAUUGACCCAUAAAAGCCACGUAUUUUACGAGUCUAGGGAGGGAGACAAUAUUUCCUGCCUCAGGAAGGUACAGUAAGUGACAUCACUGCACAAUGCUAAUUUAAGCCCUAUUCUUACAGGACUAGUAUUACUAAAGAAUUUUGGUUAUGUCAUUUAAUAUUUAAAAAAUAAAAUAAUAAUUCACCUUUUAUUUAACCAGGUAGGCCAGUUGAGAAGUUCUCAUUUACAACUGCGACCUGGCCAAGAUAAAGUAAAGUAGUGCGACAAAAACAACAACAGAGUUACACAUGGGAUAAAUUAACAUACAGUCAAUAAUGCAAUAGAAAAAUCAGUAUACAUUGUGUGCAAAUGAAAUAAGGAGGUAAAGCAAUAAAUAGGCCACAGUGGCGACGUAAUUACAAUUCAAAAUGUAAAACACUGGAGUGAUAUGUGCAGAUGAGGAUGUGCAACUAGAAAUACUGGUGUGCAAAAGAGCAGAAAAACAAAUAUAAGGGAUGAGGUAGGUAGUUGGUUGGAUGGGCUAUUUACAGAUGGACUGUGUACAGCUGCAGCGAUCGGUAAGCUGCUCUGACAGCUGACACUUGAAGUUAGCGAGGGAGAUAUAAGUCUCCAACUUGAGUGAUUUUUUUUUGCAAUUCGUUCCAGUCAUUGGCAGCAGAGAACUGGAAGGAAAGGCGGCCAAAAGAGGUGUUGGCUUUGACCAGUGAAAUAUACCUACUGGAGCAUGUGCUGCCAGUGGGUGUUGCUAUGGUGACCGGUGAGCUGAGAUAAGGCGGAGCUUUACCUAGCAAAGACUUAUAGAUUACCUGGAGCCAGUGGGUUUGGCGACGAAUAUGUAGCGAGGACCAGCCAACAAGAGCGUACAGGUCACGGGGGUGGGUAGUAUAUGGGGCUUUGGUGACAAAACGGAUGGCACUGUGAUAGACCGCAUCCAAUUUGCUGAGUAAAGUGUUGGAGGCUAUUUUGUAAAUGACAUCGCCGAAGUCGAGGAUCGGUAGGGUAGUCAGUUUUACGAGGGUAUGUUUGGCAGCAUGAGUGAAGGAGACUUUGUUGCGAAAUAGGAAGCAGAUUCUAGAUUUAAUAUUGGAUUAGAGAUGCUUAAUAUGAGUCUGGAAGGAGAGUUUACAGUCUAGCCAGACAACUAGGUAUUUAUAGUUUUCCACAUAUUCUAAGUCAGAACUGUCCAGAGUAGUGAUGCUAGUCAGGCGUGCGGGCGGGGACAGCAAUCGGUUGAAGAGCAUGCAUUUAGUUUUACUAGCAUUUAAGAGCAGUUGAAGGCUAUGGAAGGAGUGUUGUAUGGCAUUGAAGCUCGUCUGGAGGUUUGUUAGCACAGUGUCCAAAGAAGGCCAGAUGUAUACAGAAUGGUGUCAUCUGCGUAGAGGUGGAUCAAAGAGUCACCCACAGCAAGAGCGACAUCAUUGAUGUAUACAGAGAAAAGAGUCAGCCCGAGAAUUGAACCCUGUGGCACCCCCAUAGAGACUGCCAGAGGUCCGGACAACAGGCCCUCCGAUUUGACACACGGGGGGGGGGGCAGUUGCUGCGGCGGGUGCACAGCCAGGUGGAAAGCUAUAGAGAAAUGCUUUUUGAAAUUAUCGUGGAUUUAUCGGUGGUGACAGUGUUUCCUAGUCUCAGUGCAGUGGGCAGAUGGGAUGAGGUGCUCUUAUUCUCCAUGGACUUUACAGUGUCUCAGAACCUUUUUGGAAUUCGUGCUGCAGGAUGCAAAUUUCUGUUAGGAAAGCAAAGGCUAGCUUUUUCAAACUUGACUGUGUAUAUUGGUUCCUGACUUCCCUGAAAAGUUCCAUAUCGCGGGGACUAUUCGAUGCUAGUGCAGUAUGCCACAGGAUGUUUUUGUGCUUGUCAAUGGCAGUCAAGUCUGGAGUGAACCAAGGGCUAUAUCUGUUCUUAGUUCUACAUUUUUUGAAUGGGGCAUGCUUAUUUAAGAUGGUGAGGAAAGCACAUGUUUUUCAAAUAACCAGGCAUCCUCUAAUGAGGAGGUGAGGUCAAUAUCCUUCCAGGAUACCCGGGCCAGGUCGAUUAGGAAGGCCUGCUCGCAGAAGUGUUUUAGGGACCGUUUGACAGUGAUGAGGGGUGGUCGUUUGACCACGGACCCAUAACGGACACUGUCAAUGAGGCAGUGAUCGCCGAGAUCCUGGUUGAAAACAGCAGAGGUGUAUUUGGAGGGCAAGUAGGUCAGGGUGAUAUCUAUGAGGGUGCCCAUGUUUACGGAUUUGGGGUUGUACCUGGUAGGUUCCUUGAUCAUUUGUGUGAGAUUGAGGGCAUCUAGCUUUGAUUAUAGGAUGGCCGGGGUGUUAAUCAUAUCCCAAUUUAGGUCACCUAGCAGCAUGAACUCUGACGAUAGAUGGGGGGCAGUCAAUUCACAUAUGGUGUCCAGGGCACAGCUGGGAGCUUAGGGGGGUCUAUAACAAGUGGCAACAAUGAGGGACUUAUUUCUGGAGAGAUGGAUUUUUAGAAUUAGAAGCUCGAACUGUUUGGACAUAAACCUGGAUAGUAUUACAGAACUCAGCAGGCUCUCUACAGAAGAUUGCAGUUCUAUCUUGACGGGAAAUGUUGUAAUUGGGGAUAGAAAUUUCAGAAAUGUUGGUGGCCUUCUUAAACUAGGAUUCAUACACAGCUUGGACAUCAGGGUUGGCGGAGUGUGCUAAAGCAGUGAAUAAAGCAAAUUUAGGGAGGAGGCUUCUGAUGUUAAAUCUGCAGUAGAAGAUGUCCUAAAAGCCCUCCAGCCUUCAGAUUUGAGCUAAACAGUGCACUUGAUAUGCAUUUUUAAGCUAUGAAGGAGCAAGUGAAGUUUUAAUUUCCAAACCUUUAGCUCAAUUUUAUGCUGCUUUGCGAUCUAUUAACAGCAAGGGCUCAAUAAAUAAAUAUUUUUUAUGAUACAUUUGCCUAUGUUCAAUUCAAUCGCACAUAUCAUAUAAACAAAAUCAUUCACCGUGGCCCUUCAUAUUGUUGUAAGUGGAGAUCCCACCUACAUAGUUAUUGUAUGACUGAUGGCUUACCAGCCAAUCACAUGAGAGUUAUUCGGUUAUAUUUGUUGGGCUCUGUUUUAAGUGUCGGAUUUUGACUUGACAUAUUGCCCCAGAACAGAGUCAAGCUUGUUCUGGACAACUAACGGUAAUCGGAAACGACUAUAAACUCAGAGACAUUAUUGUGCCGUCCAGCUACAAGUUUAUUGACUGUUUAUAUAAGUAAACAGACAUUAGACUCCCCUCAAUUGGUGUAGCUAGCCAGCACGAAACCAACGUCCCUAUCUCUCUAUGGCUGAUGAUCAUCACAUUGCCAUGACAAAACUGUAAAAACAACUGAAGCCAGAUGUCACACCCUGAUCUGUUUCACCUGUCUUUGUGAUUGUCUCCACCCCCUCCAGGUGUCGCCCAUUUUGCCCAAUAUCACCUGUGUAUUUAUACCUGGACUCUCUGUUCGUAGGUUGCCAGUUCUUCUUGUUUGUUCAAGUCAACCAGCGUUUUGUGUCUCAGCUCCUGUUUUUUUCCCGUCUCUCUUUUCUCACCCUCCUGGUUUUGACCCUUGCCUGUCCUGACACCGAGCCCGCCUGCCUAACCACUCUGCCUGCCCCUGAGCCUGCCUGCUGACCUGUACCUUUGCCCCCCUCUGGAUCCACCCGGCACAGCCAGAAGAGGACUGGCCAUCCCACAUAGCCUGGUUCCUCUCUAGGUUUCUUCCUAGGUUUUGGCCUUUCUAGGGAGUUUUUCCUAGCCACCGUGCUUCUACACCUGCAUUGCUUGCUGUUUGGGGUUUUAGACUGGGUUUCUGUACAGCACUUUGAGAUAUCAGCUGAUGUACGAAGGGCUAUAUAAAUACAUUUGAUUUGAUUUGAUUACCACCCUCUGCCUUACCCUGAUCCUGAUCCAAAGAUUUUGGCUCCCUCAUCAGUUUGACCAUCCGCAUUGAUUCGUGAUUGUGGGAACAACGGAUGGAGAGGAAAUUCGAUUUCACUAGCACGUCCAGGGAUUCCACCUCGCCUCCGAGUCAUCCAGGAAGUCCCCGACGGUCCCAUGACCGAGAGCACCCGAGAUUUCCUGACCUUCCUUGAGAGUCCCCGAGGAUGGCCAAGGCACUGUUUCCCAAGCCCAGGCAAAUAGGCAGGGCUGGGCUGUCGCCAGCGGAACGGCAACACCGGAUCAGAACAAGGAGCUGUCUGUAUUGCGGGACUUUUGGUAAUUUUGUGUCCUCGUGCCUGGAAAAAGACCAGGCUCACCGAUAAGAGCGAGUACUCUGGUGGCCAUAUGGGGAACUUUUUUCCUUCCCUUACUCGCACCAUUUUUCAUGUGAUUCUGCUGUGGGGAAACCAGUCCAAAUCUCUCCGGGUCCUCAUUGACUGGGGCCGAUGAGAGCUUUUUGAAUGCCAUGCUGGCUUCCGAGCUGAACAUCCCCACUCAGCCCCUCUCCAUUCUCGUGGAUAUUAGAGUGUUGGUUGGACACUCUAUAAGUAGGGGCCCCCCCAUUCUGAUGGCAACACCGCCAUCUUGACCGUGGCGGAUCGCUUUUCCAAGGCCGUCCACUUCAUUCCUUUCCCCAAGUUACCCUCUGCCAAGGAGACGUGCUGCACCAUGAGCUGGGCCGUCUUCCGGGCCCAUGGGCAUGGUCUCCGAAUGCGGCCCUCAGUUCUCAUCCCGGUUCUGGAAGGCGUUCUACACCCUCAUUUGGGCCAUCGGCCAGCCUGUCUUCCGGGUUCUACCGCCAGUCUAACAGCCAGUCGGAGCGAGCCAACCAGGACCUCAAGACCACCCUGUGCUGCCUGUUCUCCUCCAGUCCCACCACCUGGAGCCAGCAGCUGGUGUGGGUGGAAUAUGCCUGCAUCACCCUUCCCUGCUCUGCCAUGGGCCUAUCACCGUUUGAGUGUUCCCUGGGGUAUCAGCCCCCGCUCUUCCCUGAGCAAGAGGAAGUCGGCAUACCUUCUGCCCAGAUGUUUGUCCGCCUUUGUCAUCGUACAUGGAGGAAAGCCCGGUCGGCACUCCUCAAGACCACCUCCAGGUAUCGACGACAAGUGGAUUUCCAUCGGACCCCAGCUCCCCAGUAUUGUCUCGGGCAGAAGAAAUGGCUAUCCACCCGGGAUCUGCCCCUCCGGGUGGAAAUCCCGCACACUGUCCCCCCGGUUUAUCGGCCCGUUCCCCAUUCCCAAGUUCAUUAGCCCCUCUGCUGUUCGUCUUCUGUUGCCCGGUACCCUUCGUAUACAUCUCACCUUUCAUGUGUCCAGAGUCAAACACAUAUCUCACAGCCCUUUGUCUCCCCUUUCCAAGCCCACUACUCUCCCCCGUCUCAUCAACGGCCAACUGGCUUACACAGUGAGGAGUCUACUGAAGGUUCGACCUCGGGGCAGGGGAUUCUAUUACCUGGUUGACUGGGAAGGUUAUGUCCCGGAGGAGAGGUCCUGGGUUCCGCCAGGAACAUCCUGGACCCAGGCCUCAUUGCGAACUUUCAGCACUGACACCCCGGUCAACCAGGUAUGCGCCCAGGUAGGACACCAGGUGGCGCCCCUAGAGAGGGGGUACUGUCACACCCUGAUCUGUUUCGCCUGUUUUUGUCAUUGCAUUCACCCCCCUCCAGGUGUCGCCCAUUUUCCCCAUUAUCCACUGUGUGUUUAUACUUGUGCUCUCUGUUCGUCUGUUGCCAGUUCGUCUUGUUUGUUCAAGUCAAUCAGCAUUUUGUGUCUCAGCUCCUGUUUUUACCAGUCUCUCUUUUCUCACCCUCCUGGUUUUGACCCUUGCCUGUCCUGACUCCGAGCCCGCAUGCCUGACCACUCUGCCUGCCCCUGAGCCUGCCUGCCAACCUGUACCUGUGCCCACCCUCUGGAUUACCGACCUCUGCCUUACCCUGACUCUGAGCCUGCCUUCUACCCGUUCUUACCUUCAUACCUGAUCAGAUGUUGCAUCUUGAGGAGGACCAUUUCAACUUUGGAAAGUGAUACACUGUGGCAGGACGCUGUCAGUGCAUGGAGCCAGUGCAUCAGGAUACAGAUUGAGAUAUAGUUUUUCCUUUUCUAGCUCAGAAUAUACAGUAUUUUUCAUAAUCACAGUGUAAUCUUAAAGGCAUGUGCUGUUCUCCCACUUUGCGGCAGCUAAGUGACAAAUCAGAGAAGAGAUGUGACCAACUGGAGAAGAGAAUCGACAGGAAGAUAGACGUCAUCCUAAGCUCAUGUGAGUCUGCUCCGCUCUGCUCACUUAUCAUGGUUCUGCAUCUGGUCUCUUUUUCAAUGGGGCCCCAUCAAACACAUCACCCUUUGCAGCAGAACUUCAUGUCAUUGACCAGUAUGCCAGUCAGACCGAGGGAAACUGGUUGUAGGCUUGUAUAGAAUUCUCCCAUGGCCUUCGAACAUGACAUAUCUGGACACACCCAUGAAACUGCCAAUAGGCCCACGUCCAGAUCUUCCGUGGCCAGUCAUCCGGUAGGGGAAGGAAACACAGAGGAGAGGCACAGGCCCAUGCACAGCACCCCCAUGAGUACUGACUUUAAUAAGGAGGGCUGCUUCUAUGAAGGUGAUGGCCUGAAGACCAAGUUGGCUAUGUUUGAAGGGAAGGAGGAUUGGGGGUCAUUCAUGAUUCCUUUUUCAUGUCUAGCACGGAAAUACUACUGGAACUCAGAGAUACUUGACUGGAUGCACGAGUGCCUGAGGGGUCAUUCCAUCUUUUUUGUGUGCUCCCUCCCACAGUACGUUAGGGAGGACAACGACCAGCUGGUCACGCACCUGCAGACCAGGUUUGGUCAGAAGGAACCACCCAUGACUGUGAGGAGGAAACUGGGGGAGAUUAGGCAGGGUAUGGAAACAUCUGCUGAGUUUGCAGAGGAGGUCAAUUGCCUGGUUUCUCUUGCCUAUCCUGGGGUUAGCUUGGUGCCUCAGGAUCAGCUUGCCACUGACGCUUUCCUUAAUGGACUCAAAAAACAAAAGGUGGCAUACAAGGUGAUAAACUGUGACCCUGGCUCAAGCACAGCAACUCGUGGAGGUGCACGAGCACAACUUAAAGGCAACUGUUGGUCGUGACAGCAAAUCAAGGCACAGGGCUCGAAGCCUAUCGUGGUCUGACUCAGACGAACAACCAGUGACACACAUGGUUCAAGGGCCCACAUAAGUUUGAGUCUCUACUGGAAGAAAUUAAACCGUUACGGGUGGAGCCGAGAAGCCUUGAACAACCCCCUGCACCCCCUAAGUUUGUCAUAUCCGGCCCCAUCAGCUACCUAGAGCUGUCUACUGAGCGGGGGAGAAGGAGGUCCGGCCAAGGCGGAGUCACGUUCCAGUCCCCAAGCCCAAACAAAGGUGCCAAAACCACCUGCUUCCAGUGUCGGUAGGGGCAUUUCAGAAGACAAUGCUCAAGGUCUCCUAGCCCCACCCCAUCCAGAACUCUAGACAGACGCCCAACUCCAGACCUCACCACCAUGAACAAGUCCCGAGAAUAGGGCGAGCUGCUAGCCGAGGCCCAAGCCUUCAGAUCCCAGUCUAAGUUAAUGGGGUUGAUCAAUUUGCACGCUGGGUUGAGGCCUACCGACUCCCAGACCAAGGUACAGAGAGCACAGCAAAAGCCCUGGUCAUGGAGUUCAUUGCUCGCUUUGGUAGUCCCCUCGAACUCCACACAGAUCAAGGAAUACAUUUCCAAAGCUUUCUGUUCUAGGAAGUGUGCCGCCUACUACAGAUUAAAAAAACAAGUACCACACCUUACCAUCCAUCCUCAAAUGGUAGAGCGGUUUAAUCGCACGCUCUUGUAGAUGAACUGCCUCUAUGUUGAUGAGAAUCAAAAGAACUUGGACCAGCACUUACCCCUACUCAGUACUGCCUACUGCAGCGUCCCACACUCCACAAUGGGGUUCACACCCAACAGAAUGAUGCUGGGCAGAGCUAUAUCAACCGCAGGACAUCUGGCUUUGCACAGCAGAACUGCAAAACAAACAGAGACAUACCUGCCUUUGUGCAUCUUCGCGCAGCACAGGUCCGGCAGAAGAAAGCACAUGACCUACGUGCUAUGGAGUGAACCUACCAACUGGGAGACUUGGUGUACAUGCGGGACAGCACCAAAAAAUAAGGACUAUGCCCUAAGCUAAAAUCACCAUAGGAAAGGCCCCUUUGUCAUCGGUGCAUGUUUUGGACCUGUCCUGUACGAAAUCAGUGGUCUACGAGGAAAGAAGGUCCUCCAACAUGACCACCUGUCUCCAUACACUGGGGAGGUGGUCCCAGGACGGAUGAAACGACUCAGACAUCAGGUCACCAUACAACACCGGAGUACCUCAACUGAACCCACACAAAGCCUAGACACCCCUGACAACCAAGACCCUAUUUCCACAGCUGUGGAACAGAGUGAAAAUGACUGUGGAGAAAAGAAAAAGAAAAGCUCUGACCGGCUGCACGCAGUCGCUGCGUGCUGAAGAAAACACCAUCAGCCAAGAAUAAAACACAGAGGGCGAGUAGUCCACUUGUUAUCAGGACUGACACAUUGGGAAAAAAACAAGCAAACAAGCCAAUAUUGACUCUAGUUACUGAUGUUUUUUCAGUGAAAGGGAACUGUUACUGUCAUCCUGAAAAGUGAAGUUGUGAAAAGGACAUUAACACUCACCUUUAGUUACUGAACAAGGUAGUCACUUGUUCAGUAAAAAAAAGAGAGAAAAGAGAUACUUACCUUGUUUGCUGUUACUACUGAUGACACUCAAAUGUUUGAAAUGCAUUUAACUUUGCAUUUAACUUUUACCAGUAUGUUUGUUCAUAGUGGGGAAAAUGGUUAGUUAUUGUGAGUGCCCAAGGGACUCGGCACUGCUGGAGGGGGGUGGUGUUGUAAGUGAAGAUCCCGCCUACAUAGUUAUUGUAUGAGUGUUGGCUUACCAGCCAAUCAUGUGAGAGUUAUUCAGCUAUAUUUGUUGCGCACCGGUUUAAGUGUCUUGACAUAUUUCCCCAUCAUGGAACCAAGCUAGUUCUUGUGUUGGAGCUAGUUGGUCUAGUGCAUUAUAUUAUUUACAAGUUGGUAAUAAAACGGCCAAAGAGAGAAUGUUGUUGUGGCCUUCUUUCCACGCCUCCAAACAACGAGUAGUUGACAGGGGUCCAGGAUCAUUGAUCGAACUACAGUACAGUAGCUAGCUACCAUUAGCUAACAACUGUGGUAAUGCAACAGGAGACGGCUGAUCAACUCCACGUAGGACAUACAACAAUAUAUAGGCUAUGCUCAGAACAUUCAAUUUAUCGAAUCAGUUAUUGUUUUCGUGCUCAAACUGUGACCAACACCUGUCAAACUCAGACAUUUUUCUCAAAACACAGGGAUGUAGAUUCGCACGGGACUAGUAUUAAUGGCGCCGGAGGAGAUGACUGCCGUUUUAUGGUCCCCUAACCAAUUGUGCUAUUGUGUGUGUUUUUUUCCACAGUAUUUGUAACUGAUUUUGUACAUGAUGUUUCUGCCACCGUCUUUAAUAACCGAAAAGAGCUUUGAGAUAUCAGGAGAGCGAUUACUCACCGCGUACUGGAAGAUUUUUUAUUUUAGGAGUUGGCCACAAAGUAUUUUCUUCACACACCCGAAAAGGCCCUCAUCCCCGUCAUUCGCAGGAGAAAGAGACUGAGAUAUCGGGGACAUAGGUCAGGGUGCCUUGUAAGGAUUUGAUGUCGAGUGGGUAAUCUGCCUUUAACCAUUGGUCCUAUUAGCCAACGUACAAUCAUUGGAUAAUAAAAUAGACAAACUACGAUCACAUAUAAUCCUACCAACAGGACAUAAAAAACUGUAAUAUCUUAUGUUUCACCGAGUCGUGGCUGAACGACGACAUGAAUAACAUACAGCUGGCGGGUUUUUAUUCUGUAUUGGCAGGAUAGAACAGCCGCCUCUGGUAAGACAAGGGAUGGCGGUCUAUGUAUAUUUGUAAACAACAGCUGGUGCACAACAUAUAAUGAAGGUUUUGCUCACCUGAGGUAGAGUAUCUCACGAUAAGCUGUAGACCCCACUAUUUACCAAGAGUUUAUCUAUAUUGUUCGUAGCUGUCUAUUUACCACCACAAACCGAUGCUGGCACUAAGACCACGCUCAAUGAGCUGUAGACGGCCAUAAGCAAACAGGAAAACGCUCAUCCAGAGGCAACGCUCCUAGUGGCCGGGGACUUUAAUGCAGGGAAGCUUAAAUCCAUUUUACCUCAUUUCUACCAGCAUGUUAAAUGUGAAACCAGAGGGGGAAAACUCUAAACUCUAGACCACACACAGAGAUGCGUACAAAGCUCUCCUUCACCCUCCAUUGGGCAAAUCUGACCAUAAUUCUAUCCUCCUGAUUCCUGCUUACAAGAAAAACUAAAGCAAGAAGCACCAGUGACACGUUCAAUAAAAAAAGUGGUCAGAUGAAGCAGAAGCUACAGGACUGAUUUGCUAGCACAGACUGGAAUUUGUUCCGGGAUUCUUCCGAUGGCAUCAGUCACUGGCUUCAUCAAUAAAUGCAUAAGAUGACGUCGUCCCCACAGUGACUGUACGUACAUACCCCAACCAGAAGCCAUGGAUUACAGGCUGGCGCUUUCAAUGAGCGGGACUCUAACCCCGAAGCUUAUAAGAAAUUCCGCUAUGCCUUCUGACGAACCACCAAUCAGGCAAAGCAUCAAUACAUGACUAAGAUUGAAUCGCACUCCACCGGCUCAGACGCUCGUCAGACCAGUAUCCCUUCUUUCUUUUCUCUCCAAAACUCUUGAACGUGCCGUCCUUGGCCAGCUCUCCCGCUAUCUCUCUCUGAAUGACCUUCUUGAUCCAAAUCAGUCAGGUUUCAAGACUAGUCAUUCAACUGAGACUGCUCUUCUCUGUAUCACGGAGGCGCUCCGCACCGCUAAAGCUAACUCUCUCUCCUCUGCUCUCAUCCUUCUAGACCUAUCGGCUGCCUUCGAUACUGUGAACCAUCAGAUCCUCCUCUCCACCCUCUCCGAGUUGGGCAUCUCCGGCGCGGCCCACGCUUGGAUUGCGUCCUACCUGACAGGUCGCUCCUACCAGGUGGCGUGGCGAGAAUCUGUCUCCUCACCACGCGCUCUCACCACUGGUGUCCCCCAGGGCUCUGUUCUAGGCCCUCUCCUAUUCUCGCUAUACACCAAGUCACUUGGCUCUGUCAUAACCUCACAUGGUCUCUCCUAUCAUUGCUAUGCAGACGACACACAAUUAAUCUUCUCCUUUCCCCCUUCUGAUGACCAGGUGGCGAAUCGCAUCUCUGCAUGUCUGGCAGACAUAUCAGUGUGGAUGACGGAUCACCAC
Molecule: messenger RNA, 12955 nt
Organism: Oncorhynchus keta (chum salmon)
Lineage: Eukaryota; Metazoa; Chordata; Actinopteri; Salmoniformes; Salmonidae
Exons: 2
Coding region: 6331-7497 (388 amino acids)
Source: RefSeq, a predicted model, not a curated record